UGGAAGGAGCUGUUGGCGACACUGCAGAUAAAAAAAAUUGUCAUAAUUGUCAUUAUUGUCAAUUGUAAUGUCAAUAAAAAAACUUUCUUUUUGACAUUUAAGGGUCUCCCUGUGGCAUCAAAUAUCGUAAUUCGUUACACAAAAAUUACGAAACAAUGUCGGGAGGUUUAGACGUUCUUAGUUUAAAAGAGGAGGAUGUUACCAAGAUGUUGUCAGCAAUGACCCAUUUAGGCAGUACAAAUGUAAACUUCCAAAUGGAACAAUACAUCUACAAACGAAGAGCAGAUAGUGUUCACAUCAUUAAUUUGAGAAAAACUUGGGAAAAAUUACUUUUAGCUGCCAGAGCUAUUGUGGCCAUUGAACACCCAGCAGAAGUAUUCGUAAUCUCUUCAAGACCUUAUGGCCAAAGAGCAGUUCUAAAAUUUGCAGCACAUACUGGAGCUACCCCAAUUGCUGGAAGAUUUACACCUGGUGCCUUUACUAAUCAGAUUCAAGCAGCUUUUCGCGAACCACGAUUGCUGAUAGUUACUGAUCCAGCACUUGAUCAUCAACCUAUAACUGAAGCGUCAUACGUCAAUAUUCCUGUAAUUGCGUUAACGAAUACGGAUUCUCCCCUUAGAUUUGUCGAUAUUGCUAUUCCUUGCAACAACAAAGCCCCACACAGUAUUGGAUUAAUUUGGUGGCUCUUGGCUAGAGAGGUACUUCGUCUCAGGGGUCUUAUUCCGAGGGAAACAAAAUGGGAUGUCGUAGUUGACCUGUUCUUCUAUAGAGAACCUGAAGAGGCAGAAAAGGAAGAACAAGCGGCUAAAGAACAAGUUGCUGCUAUUAAACCUGUAGAAGUUAGUGUACCACAUGAAGCUCCUGACCUAGAUUGGAACACCGGCGGUGACCAAGACUGGGCCGAACCUGCUCCAGUGGCUCCAAGCGCAGCUCCGGCAGCCACGCCAUUUGCUGCUCCAGCUCCUGCGGCCGAUGACUGGGCCUCUGAAGUGGCUAAAGAACAAUGGAGUGCUGCUCCACCGGCCCAACAGCCUAACUGGGGAGAUGCUGCCAAUUGGGUUUAAAAAUGUUUAUACAUUUUUUGUAUAAAAAUAAAGGUUUUAUGAAA
Molecule: messenger RNA, 1108 nt
Organism: Sitophilus oryzae (rice weevil)
Lineage: Eukaryota; Metazoa; Arthropoda; Insecta; Coleoptera; Curculionidae
Gene: sta
Product: 40S ribosomal protein SA
Exons: 7
Coding region: 156-1064 (302 amino acids)
Biological process (GO): cytoplasmic translation; ribosomal small subunit assembly
Cellular component (GO): cytosolic small ribosomal subunit; 90S preribosome; ribosome
Molecular function (GO): structural constituent of ribosome
Source: RefSeq, a predicted model, not a curated record